Messenger RNA from Populus trichocarpa (black cottonwood), 2517 nucleotides. Its product is annotated as geranylgeranyl transferase type-2 subunit alpha 1. Gene Ontology annotation, cellular component: cytoplasm; Rab-protein geranylgeranyltransferase complex. NCBI's taxonomy places the organism in Eukaryota, Viridiplantae, Streptophyta, Magnoliopsida, Malpighiales, Salicaceae. Gene Ontology annotation, molecular function: protein binding; Rab geranylgeranyltransferase activity. Gene Ontology annotation, biological process: protein geranylgeranylation. Bases 242 to 2332 code for a protein of 696 amino acids. The record is from RefSeq and is a predicted model, not a curated record. The transcript has 9 exons.
CCCCGUCUCACUAAAAUUAAAAACUCUUUUUUCCUUUUCUUUUAGUUGUUGAGAAAGAGAGAGUGGCUCAGUAGAUCGAAAUCUUCUAUCUUUUGUCCAGUUUGGAGAAGAUCUAAGCUUCUUCAAUGGAGUUGCAAUAGCACCCACUUUCUUCAAUCGAAAUCCUCAGGCACAGCUAGCUAGCUAGGCAGGGGUCAUAUCCUUCAUUUUCUUGUUAAUCUUCAAUUCGGAGACAAGGAAAAUGCACGGUCGGCCUCGCAAAGCCCCAAAACCUGAAGAUUUAGCUGCCUCCACUGCCAAAGCCGAGAAACUAAGAAUCCUCCAAUCUCAAUUCCUUUUAAAUCACCACCAAAAAAUUUAUACGAAGGAAGCAUUAGAGCUAAGCUCUAAACUUUUAGAGAUCAAUCCAGAAUGUUACACUGCUUGGAACUAUAGAAAACAUGCUGUUCAACACAGUCUUUUUGAGUCCAACUUGGAUCCUGACUCUGUUAACUCAAUUCUUGAUCAAGAACUUCGAGUGGUAGAGAAUGCGUUGAGGCAAAAUUUCAAGUCAUACGGUGCAUGGUAUCAUCGUAAAUGGGUGCUAAAUAAAGGGCAUUCUUCUACAGAAAAUGAGUUGAGGCUUUUGGACAAGCUUCAAAAUGUAGAUCCUCGGAAUUUUCAUGCCUGGAAUUACCGCAGAUUCGUAGCGGCAUUAUUGAAUAGAUCUGAUGAAGAUGAACUGAAUCACACACAGGAUUUUAUUGAUAAGAAUUUUAGUAAUUAUUCUGCCUGGCACAAUCGAAGUGUGCUUGUGUCUAACUUGAUGAAGAAAAAGGUUCAAGCAUUUUCACGGAAAGAUGAGGUCUUGAUCAGGGAGUAUGAAUUGGUUCGCGAAGCGGUUUUUACAGAUGAAGAUGAUCAGAGUGGUUGGUUUUAUCAUCUUUGGCUACUUGAUCAAACUGUUAAAGCUGAGUCUCCUCUGCUAGCUUCUUCAUGGCCUGCUCAUGGUUCUGAGAUCACUCUAUCCGGAGAUAGGUACCUAGAUCUAGGUUCUUCUUCUCCAUUCAACACCAACCAAUUUGAUUCUGGAUCGCUUCCACUCAUUCUUUACUUCAAUCAAGCUGUUGAGGGUGUAAAUGCAUCAACAGUUACAGUUUCAUCUGGGUUAAACGUGAAUAUGGAUGUAAUUUGGAAACCUAUUUUAUCAAAUAACUCUAGAACUACCCAAGUUUGGGUUGGACAAUUGAAGUUCCCUGAGGUGGAGCUUGAUUCUUUAGGAGCUUAUACCAUGGAGGUUACCCUUGGACAUUCUCAAGGAAUCAUUUCUUCCAGUGGUUUUCACUAUAGCCAUCCUUCUCAUUUUUCAUUUACGGUGCAUGUACUACCUGCCAAAACAGAACCAGUGGAAGGAUUAGGUUCAGAGAAAAUAUCAUGGAGAGAUGAAAAUUUUCAUAUUUAUGAAUCAGAUUCUCUGGAGUCAAAUUCAGUUCUCCCCCUUGACCACCUAAGUAUUAAGAAUGAACGUGAGCCAACACAUUCCUCAUGGCAAGCAAAAAUUAUAGAUGAAGAGAUAAGCAACUUUCGUGAAUUGUUGGACUGUAAAAUUGGAAAACUGACACUUGCAAGACUGUUGACUGCUCGUGAUGCGUUGAUGUCUUCUGACAAACCAGUCCAUUCUGAAGAAGUUCUUAGACUUUAUAGUGAAUUAAUGAAGUUGGAUCCACCGCAUUCUCGAUUCUACAAGGAUGAACACAGCUUGGUUUUAUUAGAAAAGGUGAUUUCUGGUAGGGAGUCUUUACUGAGUUAUUGCUUUCGCUAUAGGAACUUAACUUCAUCAAGCAGUAGCAAUCCCAUUUGCCUAAGGCUCAAUGGAUUAUCAUUAUCACGAUUGGGGUCUUUUGAGAAAUUAUUGUGGGUCCAAAUGCUAGACCUCAGCCACAAUGAGCUCCAAUCAAUUGAAGGUUUGGAGGCCAUGCAACUUCUCUCACACUUGAAUUUGAGUAAGAAUAAAUUUGGUAGUUUUACUUCUCUUGAGCCUCUGAGACAUUUGAAGUCAAUGAAAGUGUUAGAUCUUUCAUACAAUGAGAUAGGCUCACACUCUAUUGAUACAACAAGAUAUCUGUGCUCUUCUCCUUUGUGUCACUCAGUCGGGAGUGAAUGGGAUGGCAGUGAAACUGUGACUGAUGGUGUGAGUUUGGUGAGCUAUUGGGAAGCCUUUUUUAUUUUGAGAGGCUUGAAGUUGACUCAAAUAGACAUAGCAGGGAAUGCAAUUGCUGAUGAGAAAUUUACGGCAUUUCUGGCUAAGGUCCUGCCUGCACUCAAGUGGCUGGAUGGUGUACAAUUGAACUGAUUUUGAUUUAUAGUGAUUUUCACUGCUCCAAAUCAUGAGGUAUGCCAUACUCGUGGUGCUGAGUAUUUAAGCUCCUUGUUCAUGUAUUAAAUAUCCAAGUCGUGCUUUGGCUGAUUUGAAUUUGGCAUAUGGUGUGUGUAAUGACUAGCUUAAUCUCAGGAAAAAAAUUCUAUUUUUGCUUCAAA